UCGCGCAUACGUCAAAUCAGUCAAACCACAGGUCAAGCAUCUUCGAACAAAAACAUUAUUGUCUUCGUUUGGCGUAUAAUCGAAAUAUUAUAUUUAAAGUUUAAUUUAACAUUGAUUUAGAGUUAUAAAAAAACAUAAAAUAAUGCUCGACGGCUGGUUUUGCAGGACCGUAGCAAACCAAAAAUCGAUGGAUCAAAUCGAUCAAGAUGAAGACGCGCAAAGUGAUAGCCAAGAGGAUUAUGAUGCACAAGUGGCUGAACAAAAUAUUGCUCCGCGAGUCGACUACAAAGCGCAGUACAACACUCUGAAGAAGAAAUUGAAAUUUUUACUUUAUGAAAACGAAUUCUUUCAAGACGCACUCAGAUCGAGUCAACGAAGGCAUCUCAAAGUAACGCGUGAUCGAUCAUUUCUCUUAGACCGUCUGCUGAAAUACGAAAAGCCGGAGAUCACUUCAUCGGAAAGUGAGGAUACCGAAGACUCAUCCGACGAUGACGUUCGAAACGAUGGAAAAAGGCGAAAGAUCGAUUCGACCGGAAAGAAUCAGAAUCCAACCAAAAAGAAAAAAGUUGCACCGAAAAAGGCCGCACUCAAUCAGAUGAUCAACAACAUUCAGAGUAUCGACGGUCAUAUGACGGCUGAGGAGGUGGAACGACACCUGAAAUCUCGACAAUCGUUCAUGGAACUUGUGCCGGAACGAGCGCCUCCAACCGUUCCAAACGAAAUGUUCAGCAAUGAGCCGUCACUGGACAGUGAAUCGAAUGAACUAAUUGAAACCUCACCCAGUAAUAUCGGUGAGGAGUGUCUAAGCGUAGAGUACUGAAAUCUGAAACGGUGUGUGGUUUGUCGGGUAAUUAAGUCGAACUUUAUAUUCCAAUUACAUUGUCUGAAUAAAUCGAUGACUUUA
This is a messenger RNA of Bradysia coprophila, 904 nucleotides long. RefSeq lists its product as uncharacterized. Gene Ontology annotation, cellular component: Ino80 complex; nucleus. NCBI's taxonomy places the organism in Eukaryota, Metazoa, Arthropoda, Insecta, Diptera, Sciaridae. Gene Ontology annotation, biological process: chromatin remodeling. The record is from RefSeq and is a predicted model, not a curated record.